UAUAAGCUUCACCUGAUUUUAGUAAGACCUUCCUUGUGGAUUUUGAUGCAACCGAGUUAGGUAUAUGGGCUGUUCUGAGCCAAGAAGGGCGUCUGAUUGCUUACUUCAGUAAGUUGCUAAAUAGAGCAAUGGGAAACUACUCGAUUUAUGACCUCAAGAUCUAUACCGUAGUUCAAGCCUUGGGAUUUGGAGGCGUUAUCUAACUGAAAAGAAGUUCAUCUUGCGGAUUGACCAAGAAACACUUUGCUUUCAUAGCUCUCAAAAGAAUUCUGAUGUAAAGCAUGCAAAAUGGGCGGUGUUUCUUCAAGAUUACGAUAUUCUGAUGAGCUUCAAGGCUGGUCCACAGUCUCGGAAACUUGAGUGUUAGUGAUGGGGUGCAGAAAUAUGCUAAUCAGUGUAUUAUCAAAUCACCAAAUGAAUAUAAGUCAACUGACCAAAUGAAAAAGAAAUGAAGUAUGCAAGUUCAACGAAACACCCUUCUGAUCUCUUUUAAGAUCAUUUUCAUACCUGCUCUGCAUAUAAAAUUUACACUAUAUCACCUUUGCAAAUUGCGCGAAACCCACAUAUUUGACGAUGGAAGCUCCAAAUUCGGAGCAAAUUGAAUUAAAGAAAGGUAUAUGGAGUCGUGAAGAAGAUGAGAAGUUAACUGCAUAUAUUACAAGAUAUGGCCUCUGGAAUUGGAACCAGUUGCCCAAAUUUGCUGGCUUGUCUAGGUCAGGGCAGAGUUGCAGAGUUCGUUGGAUGAAUCAUUUAAAGCCGGGUAUAAGACGCGGAAACUUCACCCAGGAAGAAGACCAAAUCAUAAUCAAUCUGCAUUCAGCAAUAGGAAAUAGAUGGUCUGCUAUUGCAACACAACUUCCAGGAAGAACAGAUCAUGACAUAAAAAAUCACUAUAAUACCCACCUGAAAAAGGUCUCGAACAACAACGAGAUGCGUACGAGACAAUUGACGCAAGGAUACAGGACAUUUCUUUUUGAAGAUGAGCAUAUGAAUAUGCCUGAAAUCGGUGACGAUGAUACUUCAUAUUCUACAAGUUAUAGUGAUUAUCAAGUAGAAUCAGAAUCAUCGUAUUCGGUAAGCUUCAACUCUCAUGGGAUAUCAUCAAUGUCAUCGAAGUGGUCUACAACUAAUCAUUCUUCGUCAAACUACUCGACUCAUGCGACUCGAUUACUUGCUAAAAACAAAAGCAUGGAGAUGGACGAGAGUAGCGGUUCAUUCGAAGCGCCAAGAAUCUCUCUAGUUUAAUGGCUUCCGUUACCAAAUGAUAAGUUUCUACUUCGUUAUGCUCACAAUAAUUAUUGUUAAGUUGAGUUAAAACAUCUGUGCCAAAUUGUACGUUUUAUAUUUCAAUUUGGUACUAAAAUUCCAAGUAAAAAGUGUAAUUUAAUUUAAUUUUUAUUUAGUAUUAUGUUAUAUA
Molecule: messenger RNA, 1417 nt
Organism: Mercurialis annua (annual mercury)
Lineage: Eukaryota; Viridiplantae; Streptophyta; Magnoliopsida; Malpighiales; Euphorbiaceae
Product: transcription factor WER-like
Exons: 4
Coding region: 574-1245 (223 amino acids)
Source: RefSeq, a predicted model, not a curated record